Molecule: messenger RNA, 2136 nt
Organism: Rubroshorea leprosula
Lineage: Eukaryota; Viridiplantae; Streptophyta; Magnoliopsida; Malvales; Dipterocarpaceae
Source: the annotation of a GenBank genome assembly
UCUACAUGACACCACAUCUCUGUAACCCUAAAUUCCAUUUAACUCUCCGCUUCCUCGCCGGUAAUUGACUCCGUUCUGAGUAAGUGGGUUUGUAUCAUAAUUUAAGUACGGCCAGUUGAUUGUCUUUUUCUCCGUUUUCCUGAACUAUUUGUGGAGCCUCUUUAAUGGCUCUGUAUCUGUUGUACGAGUCGGCGUCUGGUUAUGCCCUGUUCCUGGCUCAUGGGCUCGAUGAAAUAGGGCAGAACACGGAGGCCGUUCGGAACUCUGUUUCAGAUCUGAACCGUUUUGGUAAGGUGGUUCAACUCACCGCUUUUCACCCAUUUGAGUCGGCUCUGGAUGCUCUCAACCAAUGCAACUCUGUGUCUGAAGGAUUGAUGACUGAUGAGUUGAGGAGCUUUUUGGAAUUGAAUCUCCCAAAAGUCAAGGAAGGAAAGAAGCCCAAAUUUAGUGUGGGAGUUGCUGAGCCUAAGCUUGGUUCCCACAUCUUUGAGGCUACUAAAAUUCCAUGCCAAAGUAAUGAUUUUGUACUUGAGCUUCUUCGUGGUGUGAGGUUGCAUUUUGAUAGAUUUAUAAAGGACCUAAAGCCUGGAGACUUGGAAAAAGCCCAGCUUGGCUUGGGGCACAGUUACAGUAGAGCUAAGGUGAAGUUCAAUGUUAACCGAGUUGACAAUAUGGUUAUCCAAGCAAUUUUCCUUCUUGAUACACUUGACAAGGAUAUCAAUUCUUUCUCUAUGAGAGUGAGAGAAUGGUACUCUUGGCAUUUCCCAGAGUUGGUGAAGAUUGUCAAUGACAACUAUCUCUAUGCUAGAGUGGCUAAACUAAUAGAGGACAAAUCAAAGUUGUCUGAAGAGCACAUUCCUGCCAUGACUGACAUACUAGGAGAUGAGGAUAAGGCGAAGGAAGUUGUGGAAGCUGGCAAAGCAUCAAUGGGACAAGACUUGUCUCCAGUUGAUUUAAUAAAUGUUCAGCAAUUUGCUCAGAGGGUAAUGGAUCUCUCUGAGUAUAGGAAGAAGCUAUAUGAUUAUCUUGUAACUAAGAUGAAUGAUAUUGCACCAAAUUUGGCCUCCUUGAUCGGUGAAGUUGUUGGAGCCCGGCUGAUCUCUCAUGCUGGUAGUCUCACAAAUUUGGCAAAGUGUCCCUCUUCCACUCUUCAGAUUCUUGGUGCAGAGAAAGCACUCUUCAGGGCACUUAAAACCCGGGGGAACACACCAAAGUACGGACUGAUUUUCCAUUCAUCUUUUAUUGGCCGGGCAUCUGCAAGAAACAAGGGCCGAAUGGCUCGUUAUCUUGCAAAUAAGUGUUCUAUUGCAUCUCGCAUUGACUGUUUUGCUGAGAGGGGUACUACUGUGUUUGGAGAGAAACUCCGUGAACAAGUUGAGGAGCGACUUGACUUUUAUGACAAGGGAGUUGCACCUCGUAAAAACAUUGAUGUGAUGAAAUCUGCAAUUGAAAGUACUCAGGGCAGAGACACAGAAAUGGAAGAAGCACAACCUAUUGAACCUUCAGUGAAGAAAAGCAAGAAGAAGAAGUCCAAAGCUACAGAAGAUGAUGAUGCUAUGGCUGAGGAUAAACUAGCAGCUGCUACAAAUGGAGAUGCUUUGGAGGAUGCAAAAUCAGAGAAGAAGAAGAAGAAGGAGAAACGAAAGCUGGAGAAUGAGCUGGACCAAGCUAAAGCUGAUGAAAGAUCAAAUGGUGUAAAUGGCGUUGAUGCUGAUCAGGAUGGUGCGGCCAAGAAUAAAAAAAAGAAAAAGAGCAAAGAUGAAGUAGCUGAGGAUGCUGGUGAAACAAAAAAGAAGAAAAAGAAGUCCAAAAGUAAAGAUGACGAGUGAAUUUACAAAUAGUUCGUGACCUAAGGCUGGAUCUGUAAUCGCAUUUUGCUUAAAGAAUCUGAAUUGUAGAAAAGACGAUUUUUUUUCUCUUCCUUCGGCCUAAAACUCAACAUGAAAGGCUUUGUGCUUUGUGUUACUUAUCUCCUAAUUGUGGUACUGUCAGUCUGUCAUUGAGAUUUAAAAUAUGUUUUCUACGUCUUCAUAUCUUCUGGGGUUUGCCCUUUGAAAUUUUGAAGUGAAGUUGUUUCUUGUGGGUUCACUAGCGUUUGUGUCUCCAGUUGCAAUUGAAUAGAAUUCACUUAAGUGU